AUGAGUGGCUGGCUGCUCAACCUACUGGCAAACACAAAGUUCCACAUCGACAGAGCCAGAGUAGCUUUCGUCUUCCUUUCCAACCUGCUCCUCAUUAACAUCCCAUUGAAAAAUGUCCAGGUGAAAAAUAUUUCCUUCAAAUUCGAUUUCAUAAAAAGAAUAAUUACAUUUUUCUCCAAAAAAAAAAAAAAACAAAAAAAAGCAACAACAUGGAGGAAGAAGGAGAUCCACGUCGAGUCCCUAAGUUGUACACUCGAUUGGAGAGAAUACGAAGAACACAACUUGGACCACAACGUCUAUGCGAGGUUACUACAUGAAUCGCUUGAGAAAAGGAUUAUUCAUUCCAUUUGGAUUAAAUUGCUACGCCUUUUUUUGGACGCCAUUUUUAAACACUACUUUUUACGGGUAGGCAAGCUCUGCGUGAAGAUUCGCUACCGCCAUGCACACACACAUGGGGAGGUGUGCGGGGGUGGUCAUACCUGCCAGACGAACAGGAGGACCACCUACCAUUUGAUUCUUUGCGACGUUUGCCUUUUUCUGGACCACUAUGGAGGGACUACAAAUUGGCAAGUUGGGGAAAACCAACACAAACAGGCCACUCCAGGCAAGUGGAAGGACCAUCUGUCGGCCCCCCCACCGAGUCACCUCCGGUGUAGAAAAAUCUACCUGAGAAAGGAAAACGAGCGAACCAACAUAAUCCUGGUGAAAAAUGUUUUUUUUUUUGUCAACGAGAAGAGGGCGUUUGUUUCUAUGCUUCACCUGAACGGUCAAGCGUGCGAAUUGAAGGAGAUUUUCCACAGAUGGAUAAGGAGGCAACCAGGGGACCACUUUGUAAAGGACUUAAUAAAGGUCCUCCUCCAGAGGAACAGUGUGAACCCCCCUCUGUGGAGCUUCCUCCAGGAAAAACUGCCAAUCAUAUCCUCCCCCUUCGUUGCCCCAAUUGGCCCCAAUUUAGGGUCCACUUUUACCGCAGAAUUUUUUUCAAAUUUUUUUUUUCUCCUAGACAGUCUCAUUGUUGAAUUGCAUUUGGGGGGCGACGCCGAGGUGCACACCCGGGGAAGGAAGUUAUUAUUUGAAACCCCCUUGGAGAAGGUCGACUCAUCCAUUUGUAUAAACCCAUUGGAGAUGUUCUCCCUGUCGGUGAAAUCCCUCCUAACAUGGACAGACAAAAAUGUAAUUUGCAUUAAUGUGAAAAAGGCUGACAAGCUCCUUUGUGACGUCCCUAUGGAGGAUGACCUGGACAAAUGGCAAGACAAAUACAACGUAGAGGAUAUCGAAGCGGUGCGUUGUAAAACCUUCCCCUCGAGUAGAAGUAGACAUAGAGAAAACUUCCUCCUUCGGGAGGGAUCGAACAGGUACCGACUCAGUCUAGACAACUCAUGUGUAAUAAUCCACCUGGAGGAGUUACUAACCCUACAGAGGAGGUUAACCUGUCUAUUCGGGUUAGGGUUAUGGUUAGGGUUAGGAGUAGGACAUGGUGAGGAGAAAUUCACGGGAAGGAUUGCCUCCCCAUCAGAGGACACACCCCAUCGAGGUAACUUCAUAACGGAGGAAGUUCUCAUGUCACUUUUUAACUUCACCAUUUAUGUUAAUAAAAAUUUGAGCAAGUCCCUCCUGUUGAAGCGUUAUCCACUUGGGAAACCUCGGGAAGAGGAGCUACCCUACGGCAUGUGUGCCCAGCAGGGAAAGGAAGGCAUACUCAAACUGGAGGUGCAGGAAGUGACAAAUCAUGCAGUUAGAGACGAUCCAUGUGGAAAUAACCAGGGGGGAACGGUCAACACAGAUGAGGAAGAACACACACAUACGGGGAGGACGCGUGAAGGGAGUCCACAUUUCCACCUGAACAAGGUCAUACUAAAGUGGGUAUAUUAUCAGCAGGGGGUUCUUUACGAGUACGCCAUAAGUGACCCCAUGGAUGUUAUCCUGAAGAGAGAGGAGAGGCAGGACGGGGGAAGACUCUCUCCAGUGACCAUCGCCUAUGUAGGAAUGUCUACAUGGUACCUACUACCGGAGCAUAUUAUAUUUGUGCAUGAUUUGUACCUGUUGUAUUGCCAACAAGGAAGGAAAAACCGCUUCCCCCUGAGGAGCAAAUUAAUCAGGAGGAACAAGAGAAGACGUUAUGACACCAUGAGGAGGGUCACCCACUCGAGCAGCUACAUAAUUCUGACCCUUAAAAAAUGCCAAAUACAUUUGUUCUGCAUUUCACGCAACUUUGACAUUUAUUGGAGGGUCUGUAGAUACAUUGGUCAUGGAGAUGUGAAGCCACCAAUGGAGACAAGGGGGGAUGCCAAAGAGACUCCUCCUCUAGCCAGCAUCUGUACGAACUUCAACCUUGUGUACCUCCUAAAUAUCACGUCGACUGGGGAAUGCUCGUCCAAGCAGAGUAGUAGGACCUGUUGUAGCCACUUCUACCUGAGCAACGUGGGCAUACAGGUGAGCGAACUUCAAAACCGACUGAGUCAGGUGUGCAUCUUUAAAACAGACAAGGUGACCAACUCAAAAAUACAAUCACAACGGGGGAUAAGUGAACAGCCACGCCAACCGAAUAACCGCUACGACGUCGUUAUACGCAUGAGAGGUAAGAAGGUCCACGUGGAUAUGCGUAAUAUCGCACAGGUGACCUUCUGUAGUUUUGUUAUGUACGAGUUGUACGCCUCUGUAAUUAGGAUGGUGAACGGGGUGGACUGGGGGGGAGGGCUGAGCAGCCAACCAUGGGGACUGUCACAGGGGGAGUCACUUGCCAAUCUAGCAGCAGAACCAGGGGCAGAAACAAACAGCUCUCUGCACACCUGGAUGAAGAAACGCCGCUACAAGAGACGUGUGUACCAUUUCGUGCGAAGAGGAAGAAACACCCCCCCGAUGAGCGAAAGUUACCACGGAGAAAACUCUCCCAAGGAAUGCGACUGCCAAGACGAGGGAGAGUCCCCUAAGCAGAGCAUCCCCCUUCACCAAAAAAGUGUUAAAAAAGUAAUCCAUUCUUUGCGUAACAAGCGCAAUCUGCUAAAGUACGAACUCCAAAUAGACCUAAAAAGUCAAGUAGUAUUCGUCUCGGCCGACCAGGUAUACUCCCUGCAUGAGUUGCAAAAAAUUACAAAUGAAGAACUGAAGAGGAAUGAACACACGUUAUGCCUGACUGGCCGGUUGUCUCUCCUCUACUUUGAUCCCCUCCAAAGGGAGAAUAUAAAACGGUGCAAGUUUAUGCAGCUGCAUUUGGAUGCCCACCAAGUGAAGGUCAGGAAGAGGACCCAUUCAAACAAAACGUUUAAACUCUUCCAUUUUGAGAAGAAACUCUCCCAGAGGGGGGGUCCCCCCAUACCUGGCGUUUUUUCCCCAUCGUUUUACAACAUUUUUCGCGCUGCAAAGAGGAGUCACCCUUGGGGGGGUCGCUCGGGCCGUUACUUCAUCGUGGAGUCCACCGUGAGGAACGUCGACGAAGUGAUGCACAAAGUGGUGAACAAAUGGAUAGACGACGUGGUAGACGACGUGACGAACGAUAUGGUGGAGGACAGACCCCCUGGGGGGACCAGAAAGUACAACUCCGAAACGGUGAUCCGAGGAAGGGGUCUCCGGAUGAUUUACAAAACGAACGACUUCUUCUUCUUCCUGAACAAGUACCUGCUGACCGAUGCGUGUUACCUCUUCUCGGCGAAGCGUGCCGUGGAGGAGGCGGCCCAAAACCCUGAGGAGGUCGACACGGAGCAGUAUAUGCACAACGAGAGUGAAUACCUGUACUUCCCCGAAGCAGAGGUGGCAGACCCGUUCACCCUCCGAAACAGUCUCUCACGGAAGAGACAAAUUAAAAUAGGCAUCCCCAAAACGGAGAAGAUGCAAGUACGCACCAUUGGAGAGCACUACCCCGGGUAUAGAGUCAAACGGAGCGAAUUGAAGACCCUCCCAAUCAGCCUGAACAAGCACCAACUCGUCCUAAACAAAGUCAUCCUCUUCCUUCCAUCCAUGACAAACAACAGGAACUUCCUAGUUACACAAAGUGAUGUAAUCGUAAGAAACCACAUUGAGCUUAAAAAAAAAAAAAAAAUUGAAAUUUUGGACAAAACACAUGUCUACUUUUUAAACAUGCAAAUGCAUUCUAUGGAUGGAUCCGUCAUCACGAGAAAUCUUAACAUGAUGAUAAUGCACAUGAGAAGCGUUUUGUCAAGACUACCCAAGCCAUUCACUCUUUCUGUUCAUGUGUCUGGCGUCGUUCGUAUCUCUCCCAGGAGCUACAAACUACUGCAGGACAUCUUCCUCGAAAAUGUUUUGGGCAAUCAUUUUGAGCAUGUCCAAGGGAGGCACUACAAGGGGAAAGCUCCCCCCGAUGGAAAAAAAUUAAACGGAGAGGUACCAAGUAUAAACGGGGUAAGUACUAAUAAAGGACGGCGAGUCAAAGAUCUGGACGUACGUCUGCACUUUUUGCACAUGCAGGUCGAACUUCAAAACGAUUCCUUAAACAGCAGAAUGAAUUACCUCUUUGGAAAGUUCGUUUUUGCAAGAACGGUGAGAUACUUAGGGGAGGAAAAUAUCGUAACGUAUGUUAAGGGAAUUGUACCCCUUGUGAUGAACACCUUCUAUGAGUAUCCCUACGAUAUUCUCAUGCACCACAGGAAGUUGAACCCGAGGAAGUAUGCCAAAUGGCUAGCUCGCAUGAACCAGUCAGAUGUAGAACAUAACGAACAUUCAUUCAAUUAUCUCCUAAGGACCAAGUUGAGAAAAUAUGCACGAGUGAAGAAGAAAGAAAGAAAAACUUUCCACCUUGUAUACAACCGGGUUAGACGAGACCAACUGGGGUGCGACGUAACGAAUCACGUGGAUGUCAAAAUAGACAGGAUCUACCUGAACACGGACCCAUUGCAGUUGUUCAAUUUGUACACCUUCUACUUUGUGGAUGAUAGGAACGUCCAUCUAAGUCGGGUGGAAAAGUUGUUCCAUCGGGAGGGGUGUGCCAAGCUGUUCGGCAAGGCACCCCCCUCAGAUGAGCAAUUCGCCCAGAGGGGGCAUUCCGCUCACAUGUGGCUGCCCCACCAAACGAGCAUGGAAAACCUCAAACUGGAAAGCAUAAAAAACGCCCCUCCAGAGGAACCACUCGACAGACGCAUCCUCAAAACCUACCAAAGGAUGGUAAAAAAAUUGACCAGCUCCGACUUCAGCAAUUACAACAGUGUCAUCAGAAGCAACAACGUGUAUACGGUGCGUGUUCAAAUGAGACAUGCCCACUUCAGCUUCAACUUUCUUUUUUACCAAAAUGUGCUUGGCGUGAGGAGAAUGCCACUCGGGGGAAGGAAGCAACCAGAAGACGGACAGUCGUACCCGUUCGGUCUGACCUACAAGGGAAGCCUCGACUUUCGCUCAUCAUUCAAUCUGCGCAAAAGCAUCUUUCAAAAAUUUGCGAAAAAGGAAAAAUACAUAUUUUUCAACCAUUACGUGGUGGAUAAUUUUUUGCAAAAUCGCCUGAACAAGUCAGGUGAAUUGGCAAAUUUAGUGUUACACACAGUUGAUCACAUCGGGGACGAAAUGGACGAACACAUCUACUUCAACUGUAACAUAGGAAGAAAGAACUACUUAUAUCUAACUAACCGAGAAGGGUCCUACUGCAUAAGUAGGAAUAUCAAUCUGUGCGUGAGUGCCAGGAAUGAAAAGGUGAUUUAUUUUAGUAACGAUGAGAAGAGUGUUAAAAUGGGGGGACUACAUUACAGGGAGGUGUUUCUCGAUAAGUCAUUCGGCAGUUCCCCCUUUGGGGGGGAAGACGAAAAGUCCGCAAAGGAAAAAAAAAUCAUAUGCGAUGUGCAGUUGCUGGAUCAUAACGGGGUGGAUAUAAGGAAAGGCAACCCCAACGGUGGUGCUUCUACAAAAUCGGAACGGAAAGAAGAUUCUCCCGGAUGGGAAGAACAUAAAGUGGUGGAGCCGAAGGGGGCACCUCAACGUGAGGUGAACUUCACCCCUCCACCCAGCAUCAGUGUGGACGUUGUAAAAAGCUACGAACACAUGGAAAGCCCCUGUGCAAAGCCAAAGUACAUCGACGUGCAGGUAAAACAAGCCAACGUGGUGAUAAAGUUAGCAGACCUCCUUUACCUGGGCAGUAAGUUACACGAUCUGCUGUAUAUAAUGAACAGACACGAGGAGGUGAACGUGUGCCUGUUCAGAUUGAGCGAAGCAUCAUCGAAAAAAAAAGACAGACAUAAGUGCAAAAUAAAAAGAAUGAAGCUUAUUAGUUAUUCUACCUUUAUCGUGAGGGUCAUUCUGUCCAGUUUGGAUCUCCACUUAUUCGAAAAUGUCUACUACACAAAAUUGAAGAAAUGCAAAAAAAGCAAAAUUUCACAUGUACAUGUUCAGGCAAAUUACGAAUAUCUCACCUGCCAUAAAAAGAACGAGACUCUUUUUAAAAGACACCAAUGUGAUCUAUCCCUGCAGAUAAACUUUGCAAAGAACAACAUCUAUGAGGAGUUCACUCGGGGGAUACACCUGAAGGUUAUUUGCGUUAGGACACGGAACCAAAGCAACCUCAUCGUAAUUUUGGACGAAGAAGGGGUGAAUAUUUUCCUCACGAAAAAUGCAUUUAGAGGUCUUCUCCGGCUGUACGAGGAGGCCAACGAUUGGAGGAAUUAUCGCUCCAGGGAGGUGGCCCACGGGGGUUGCUAUACCGAUGAAGGAGCAGAGCAUAUCACUGACGGUGAAAGGGUUGGUAGGUGUUCCGUAAACCUCCGCUGUGACCCGCACAAUGAGGAGAGUCGUGCACAGUCCAGGAGAAUCCAAAGGAGCAGGCGAAAUUAUGAAGAAGGGGGGGGUACACACAAUUGUGCAGACGGGGAAGACAAGGGGGGCGGAUCCACCUUCGUGAGGAGGAGAAGUCCGAAGCUGAGGGCCCUCCUGCGAAGCAAGCACUUCAAUUUUCCCCACGAUGAUUACACAGUGGUGAAUAGGACAUACGAACGAGUGGCAACCUACCGAAGCAGCGAAAUAAGUCACUUCCCUUUUGAUAGAAGCAACCCUGUGCACAUGCUCUACGUACGACGAAUGGAAAGCUUUGUAUUCCCAUCGUUGAUGUCAAAGUGGAGUGCAAGUGGGGAGAUUGUCCUGUCAUGUGAGAACUCCUUCUACGUCGUCUCUUCAACUGUUUGCAUCUACAAUGACACGAAUCACGACAUGGUGCUCCUAACUAACAACCAAAGAAUCCUUUUAUUUGCAAAGAGACCCACUUACCGAAGUACACACAGAUGCAACAUAAAACGGGAUCACUUCAUGUUGGUUCUUUUUUACAAAAAGAGCUUGUUCAUUUCGGGCAAGCUAUCUCUCCACGACCUUAAGAGUGCCAACAUAAUGGGAAAGGAAAAAUUACACCAGUUUAUGGAGCAUAAAAAGUACUUCUCGUGUAGGUUAAGUCCGGAUCGGCGUGGGAACGACCUCCUGUGCGGAGCAUCCGUUAAGGUGGUUCCCCUGCGAAGAGUACGGGAUAGUGCCCAUUUCUUUCGCCCAGAUGAGGGUAGAAAUUGUGCCAAUGGGGGAGGUGAUUCAGAUUCAAGCGGGCCUAGUAAGCACCUCACCAACCAGUACAGCAUCUACAACCGGAUAAGGAGAAAAUUUGCGAAGAUGAUCCUAAACGACGAGUGGCUCUACCACAACUUCAACAGCCAUGACGACUGCAUCUUCACCAACCUGACGGUGAUACAAAAUAACAAAACAAACGACGGGUUGCUCUACAUUCAUAUUGCACAGAUGACAAAGAUGAGGAACACCCUACCUAUUAGGGUGCACUACAGGAGUGGCAACACCGCAUGCAGCGUAAAAGCUUUUUCAUCCAAGGAAAUUUUCUCUACCGACUUGGACCUAAACGUAAGUUGCAACACGCUCAAGGGUAGCAGGAUGAAAAUAACCUACGAAAAGCGGUUAGGCUUCUCCCCCGUAGGGGAUCCAUGUGCGUCAACAACUGCCAACCACCACCCACAGAACAAUGAUCCGAAAGAGGAACACACAAAGGGGGAAUUCCCUCCUCAGAGGAGCUCCUCGAAGCAACACCACGAGGAUGUGACGCACUACUAUGUGAAUGUCAUAAAAUGGAACAACGAAAUUAUCGUCACGUGUCAUACGCUGAUUUGUCUCUACGCCGAUGAGUUGAAAAAUGUCGAAGUGAACAGGAAGAGGAUUUACUUUGUGCGCUCUUCCGGGGGAGUUUGCAAUACAUCUAAGUGUAGUGAAAGUAUUCUGUCUUCCCCCCUGACGUUUCCACUGAAACGCCUCAACCUGUACGUUGGCACAUUCAACGAACCGGUCAGCAGCAUCCACAUGGGAAGUUACAAAAAUAGUAACAUACCCAUUAACAGCUUUAAAGAGGUAAACAUAUCUGUCACACAGGGAGGUAGAGAAUGCUCAUCCUACUACGCAGUGGAGUACAAAAAAAACUGCUCACCUGGCAACCAUAGUCGGUAUAGCAGAGUCAGUUCCUUGCUCGUUAUCUACCCUCGAUUUGUCAUGCUAAAUCAAACCAACUUCAAUGUGGUUAUGUCCUCCUCCUGCAGUAGCGACUCCAUGGUGUACACAUUUGAGCGGAGAUCCAGAUCAGUUAUUAACCUCCUGGAGAGUGAGAAACGGAGCUUUUUCUUUCAAAUUGGAAAAUCUAAUAUAAGUAACGACUACGUUUUUAUGAGUGGUGGGUUAGACAUCACGAAAGAAGGAUCCUACAUUUUGUGCUUCACCAAGGGGGGAUCUUCAUCAAACAGUCUGAACAACUUGCCUCAAAAGGGUGAUAAAAAUCACCUGCACAAGUCAGGCAAAAGUGAAAAAAUAAAAACUCAAUUUGUGCACCUCAAAAUAAAAAUAAUAGAAGGGAGGAAGUUAAAAGAAGAGAGUGGCAUCCACUGGGGAUCCAACUGUCUCUUCAUAAUAAUCUCCAAUCAUAGAACGGAGAAAAAAAAACUGAAAAAAUAUCUCACCAGAAUUAACUCUCCCAAUGUGCUAAUGCACUCCAUGGAAAGUAAUGAAAAGGAAAACACUCUAAUGAACAUUUACCAUUUUAUUAAGGAGGAGGAAAAAGUAAAAAAACUUUACGUGUACAAUGACAUGGACAUAGACCUCAUGUUUGAUGUUUUUCAUUUUAGUGAGUUUGUUCACAUGAUUAGGAAAGUGUUGGAAGAGGAAAACAACGCAUGCACUGCACACAAAGAGGGUAACGAGCCACCCUAUGAACAGAAAGGAACAGUAAAUCGUUCUACCUCCCAAGGGAGACACAAUCGAACAAAGGAAAGCUUCUUCAGAAAUAUCUUCCUCGUCGAAAGUAGUGAAAACUCCAGUGCAGAUGAGCUGAUUCAGAAAGAACAGAACGCCAAUUAUGACACGACCAAACUGACCAGGCAAAACGUAAGUUACAUUUCCAACCAUGUUAACCAACUCAAAAAAUUUGUCCAAGUGAAUCUGAGACAACUCCGACGAAUAAGAAGAAAGAGCAUACGUUUGUUCCCCCUUCGGAAGAACAAAAAUGUUAAGAAUUCCUUUUUAGUGAUCUACCCAUGGCGGAAUGCUAAGACGUACCAAAUUGUGAAGUUUUCGCUCAAGAGGAAGAAGCACGUGUUGACCUUCUCACGCAGCUGUCAAAGUGGUAACCCGCCUGAUCCCCCCCUGGUGAUCAUCCUCGAAACAUUCAUUCUGAGCAAAAAGGGGAAAAAAAAAAUCCUCGUGAAGAUAUCCCAACAUGUGGAUAAUAUAGUGCACAUCCGUGGUAAGGUAAAUAUGAGCACCUUUUUCAACCCGGGGGUAGGUACCCCCCCAAGGGUAUUAAUGAACAGUGGGGAGAACACCGCUGUUGUGAAGCCAAUGCCUGAUCUACACAAUCUGGAGAGAGUAACUAAAAGGGGAUGUGAUCCAUAUAGGAGCCUCACUACUGAGCAAAUAAAUCUGCUCAAAAAGUAUGCAACCGUUGUGGGAACAUCCAACAGGGGAGCAUACCCAAAACGAUUACACACAAAAUUGCAACCACUGCAAGGACCCACGUUUGUAAGAAGACAAUUAAAAAAAAGGGAAGAUAACGCAGCACCCCCCACGUACUGCCACUUUAAGAAUAAGAACGUCACCUUUGUUGAAAGCAGGAACAAGUACAAGUUUAUUUUUACGAAGAGGGAGAAGGGAACACCGAAGGGUGGUCUACACUUCUACGUGAGCAUCCCGAAGGGCAUCCGAAUAAAUGUCUUCUCGACUGUAUUGGUGGAGGGGGAUGGAGAGGGGAAGUUAUCUCUACAGACAGGGCAGACAAGGCAUAAGGACCAAGUAAUAUUGGAAGCCCCACCGAAUGAUGAACGACUACGCACCAUGGCUCACUCCUCUCAGAGGAAUCUUUUUAAAAAAAAAAAAAACUCUCAUCUGUGCACCCUCAUGUUGCGAAACACAAACAUGUUGGUGGGUCUGCACAGGAACAACCAGCCGAACGUUGUUCUGUUUUCCCUUGGAGAUGCCACCAUAAUGGAGUUCGCAUCAUCCGACAUGAAGAAGGUACUUUGCAAGUAUGACGUGAAGGGAGGUCCACACAAUAAUGAGGGAGACAUGACACGGACGAUGAGUGAAGACGUCCAUACGGAACAUCUAACCAGCAGCAACCGUUUGGCAUGUCUACACAUGGAGUACGAAAUUCACCCCAGCGAGUGGAACAUUAAGAAGUUCGAGUUGGCCAUUUCGCCUGUACACGUUCAGGUAACUUUAAACAUGGUGGAAAACUUUGCCUACUGUUAUGAGAAAUUCUGGAGGGGAACUACACGUAGAAGUAGAAAGGUCGCAAAGGAUGUCUUCCAGUUUUAUUUCUCCACCACGUGUUCGAACGCUUCGGGGGAGAAUGACCCACCGUUCAGUUCACCUUUCCAUGUGGGUCUUCCUCGUAGUCGAAACAGUUUUGUCGACCCAAACCGGCCAAUCAAUCACAGAUCCAUCUACAGUAACCUCCUGGAAGGAAAAAAGAAAAAACUCAAAAUAGGAAAUUUUCAAGUGUCCAGUUUGAGCAUCCACUUAUCCUUCCAAAAGGAAAAUGCAUGCAGCAUAUAUCAGUAUAAAAAUAAAGGACCAUCCAAAUUAGCCAUUCGUUUUACUUACCUCAACGACCUAGACGACGCCGAUGUUACGAUGAGUCCUCUCUGUCUAAGUAAGGUCAAUGAAAAGGAGGUGCAAAAUUUUCUUAACUACCUCUUCGACUUUUAUAUGAAGGAGCUUUACAAGGGUCUCUUUUUUUACCUGACCAGGAUGAAUUUGGUAAACAAGUACAUAAGCGACUACUACAGUUUUUUUCACGUGCUCAUGGACAGCUCCAUUUUUAACGUCGACCUGUCCGCCGGUCUUAACCCGGUUAGCGGUGUUGGCCCCGUUAGGGGGGUGAGUGGAACCCCUCCGAAUGGAGAGAACAGCCAGAUGCAGAACAGACGUAAUAGAAACAACACCGCCGGAAGAAGACACACCAGUCUGACGAAUGAGUGUCUCAGAGGAAGAAAAAAAGACGAGACGCAUUUCCAUGUGGAACCCCACAGAAAGAUUGUGAGCGAUUCCAACUUUUACAUCAGAACAAAAAAGAGGGAUGUUUUAAAAAAACUAAAUAGAGACCUCUUUUACGGAAGGAAGGAGAAAAGAAUGUCCCUCUUUGAGGAGAAUGCAGAGAGCAACUGCAUCGCUGUAGAGAGUUCCUACGGAGGGAGUGAAGAAAAGGAAAGUGCCCAGGUGGCACACCCCAACAAUUUUAGCCUACUGAACAACACGCUGAAGACACUAGGGAAGGACAUCAUGUCCAGCAUUAACUAUUACCUCUACGAUGCAGCUAACGUAGGGGCGGCCACACUCAGCAGGGCCACGCUCAGUACGGCGGGAGUUCAGAGGGAGAAAUCCCAACAGCCAAACGGGGCAACCUUUUUUAAGACUGAAAAGAUGCACAUAAUGAGGCACUUUUUGGAAAACCGAUCCAACCCACCAACAGGUGGUGAGAUGCCCACUAAGACGGAUGAGGAGUUCUCCACGUAUCUGUCCCUCUACCGGAGGAACAAAAUCGUGCACGAUGAAUACGUCCCUCGGGUGUGCAGCGCAAUGGACCACCAUCUCGUACGCAACCUGGUCGUGUUGGAUUACCUGCACGACAAACAGGAGCGCAACUUGCUCCUCUUCUGUGACGAGUAUUUGGUAAUGUUCCACCGAAACAGCAGGACCAUUGUGCGGAAGCAAAACAUUGUAAAGGUCGAGAUCACCUGUGUCCAUUUCAACUUCACAUUCGACCGAGACAAAAGCUUAAUCAUAAAUUUAAGACAUAUCAUCAGGAAGAAUAAGGACAACUUCCUCGGGUUUUACUUCGACGUGCUUUUCAAAAGAAAAAAAAAAAGACUUUUACAGAAAAUAAAAAAAAAGUUAAACAGAAUAGUAUACUUCCUUUACUACAUAUUUUACUUCAUCCACAAUUACCAGCGGAAGGUAAAAGGUUUGAAGGGGAGCAGGGAUCCCCCAACGAGGAAGAACGUGAAUUCGUUCGUUACAAUUUUCGAGGGGCAUCAGAAGGUCUUUUUUUCUGUUUCCUCCCUGGUCCAUUUGGCGCGCUUUUACUUUAACAUGCGCUGCCUGCUCUUCCACAUGUGCCAGCCGUCCAGCUAA
This is a messenger RNA of Plasmodium coatneyi, 12591 nucleotides long. RefSeq lists its product as uncharacterized. The coding region runs from base 1 to 12591 and encodes 4196 amino acids. The transcript is spliced from 3 exons. Lineage: Eukaryota; Apicomplexa; Aconoidasida; Haemosporida; Plasmodiidae. The record is from RefSeq and is a predicted model, not a curated record.